AUGAUAUUGGGUGAGGCCGAACCAAAUGUGAUACCAAAAAGCAAUAUUUUGAGAAAUUUGAAGUACGAAGAACGCAAACGUAAUAGGUUGAGCGAGGAUCCAAUCGAGUCGGUAUACGCUCUGAAAUAUCAACACCCUUACAAUAAUUAUAUUAAAGAUAUCGGCCUUGAUCGGUUAUUUGUUCACUACUGGAGUACACCCCAAAUUCAUGUAUAUAAUAACUAUGUACAAACAACUACCCAUUCAAAAAUAUCAAUUGACGCUACAGGAGAAGUAGUCCGUCGUAUUACAAAACCAAGCGGCGAGAAAUCCAAAGUGAUUUUUUUAUAUGAUAUUACUGUCAAUGAUCGAAAAACUGGAAUGCAGUACUCGGCAUGCAACAUGCUCUCAGAGAGACACGAUGCUGACAGUAUAAUGCACUGGCUGCAAUUUUGGAAACGAGACGGAGCAAAGAUGCCAAACGAAGUCGUUUGUGAUAUGUCAAUUGCAUUAACAUCUGCUAUUAUUCGAUCAUUCACAAGUUAUUCGUCACUGGGUGUUUACCUAGAUGACUGCUAUGAGCACCUUUUGAAGAGGCAGUCCUUGAAAUUUAAACUUAGCACAUAUGUUCGUUUUGAUGUCGCCCAUGUUAUAAAAUCGAUUUGUGGGUGGGAAUGUUUGAAAAGUGCACCAAAACGAAGCAGACAUUUUUAUAAAAGGGUAAUUGGUCAGUUAAUUCAAACCACUAAUAUGUCUGAUGCACACAAAAUUCUUAAAGCAAUAUGUGUUGUUGCACUUAACGAAACUGAAGGUACUUCGGGCAGUACUAACAUCGAAACCCCAUCUGAAAAGUGUAAAAGUUUUUUACGGAGGGUAAUCGGCUACGAAAACAUGAAUGACGAUAUUGGCAACGAAUAUGAGACUGAUAAUGAUAUUAUGAAUUUUGAAGAUCUGUCGAAUAACAAUUUCUGUGAAUGGGGUAGGGCUAUAGAGACUGAGGCUAGAAAUGAAAUUGUUAGGGGAAAUCGUGAUAACUGCCAAUUCCUUCCUGCACUGAUUCCAAAAAUAAUAUCUCUGCUGAAAACAUUUCCUCUAUGGUCUUCAGUAAUGUCGACUGAACAUUUUCCGAAUGCACACUCUACUGCUUCUAGUGCACCAGUAGAAAGUAAUUUCAACAAUUUAAAGAACAGGACCUUCGCAGAUGAACAUUUACCCAUCAGAAUAGAUGAAUUUUUAACCAAACAUAUUUCAUCACUUGAAGGUGCUAUGAAGAUAGCGAUGGCGCAAUCAUUAGACAACACAUUUGAAACCGUAGAAACCGCCAAAGAUGAAUCUUUGCACAACAUUUCCAGUAUUCAACAAAGCCCAACGGAAGUUUUAUCAGAUUUGUUUCUCACAGCUCCAGCUGACUACGACAUCGCUGAUGAAGAAAUACGUGCGCAAGAAAACUGGGGUGGACUAGUUGUUCCAAGUAAACGAAAACGACGCAGUUACUUGGAAAAAAAUAGCGAAUGGCUCCACAUAGACUUACAACAAAAAGUCAGUGUUGUUCCAAUUGGAAUUUUGAGGAACGGUAAUUGCGUCAAACUGCAACCUGUUAAGUUAGCGAAAAAAAAAGUUUUGUUAACAAAUACUUGUGCAUUUGAUUCGCUGAUGCAAAUUUUAUGUACAAGCUUUUGUGACAGUAAUCAUUUCGCUGCCUUCUUUCAAUCUCAGCAACUUCUAGAGCUCACUAAACAAAUGAUCAAGCUCAUAGGACUGAAAGCUUACAAGUUGCGGGCAGAAAUCCUCUCUAUGACAUUCCCAAACCACAAUAUGUUACCGAAUGGAAUGAUCCAUAUUUCAACUGAAACUACUGUAGAAAAUUUGAUCCGCAAGCUUGCUAAUUCCGGAGAACUUUAUUAUUCUUAUGUUGAAAAAAUAUAUUGUUCAAAGUGUUCCAAUAUUAGAAUAAUAUCCAUGCCUAUCAUUCCAUUGGUUAUAGAACAAAAUAUAAGCAUUUCUGAGGGUGUAGAGUCAUAUUUUUGGAAAAGAUUUUCCAGCAGCACGUGUUCGCGUAAGGACUGUGGAGGCACUACAGAUGUGAGUAUUGAGAAAAACCAAGUUUACAUAUUUGUGGAAAUAACUAGAUCCACAACAAAUUCUUUGCCCUCAAUUCCACUACUUCGUCUAUCUGAUAUCUCAAAAGAGAUAUGGAUAGACGAUACAUUAUUAACCUUGGGUGGGGUGAUAGCGUAUGUAGGACCGCAACAACCUAUAAAUAUCACUCAUAUUGGACACUUCAAGGCAUACUGUCACAGAAUUGGGGAGAAAUGGGAGUUGUAUGAUAGUCUCGCUAACAAUAAACAGGACUGCUCAGAAGUCGAGAUGGUAUAUCCCCAUUUACUAUUUUAUAGAGUUUGA
Ceutorhynchus assimilis (cabbage seed weevil) is the source of this 2382-nucleotide messenger RNA. NCBI's taxonomy places the organism in Eukaryota, Metazoa, Arthropoda, Insecta, Coleoptera, Curculionidae. The record is from the annotation of a GenBank genome assembly.